This is a messenger RNA of Monopterus albus (swamp eel), 1595 nucleotides long. Its product is annotated as pepsin A-like. NCBI's taxonomy places the organism in Eukaryota, Metazoa, Chordata, Actinopteri, Synbranchiformes, Synbranchidae. Gene Ontology annotation, biological process: proteolysis. The record is from RefSeq and is a predicted model, not a curated record. Gene Ontology annotation, molecular function: aspartic-type endopeptidase activity.
GUUUCAAAUGUACUAAUGUCAUGGGUUUAUCCUGAACAUCACUUUGACUUUGAAGUGAGAAACAGGGACACAAGUAAACUCUGCUGCAGAUAUGCAAAAUUUUCCAAAGGUUUGUGUUCCUUUCUAUAAAUGACAUUGUCCUAAGGUCAACAGCUAGUUUUUUUGUAACUUAUCUUUACUUAUCGUUUGCAGGGGAACCUAUGUGUGUGCAUUGCCUUAUCAGUGGGCAGUGGUAAAAUACCAGCCCACCCGUAUAAAAGAGGAUGCAUGCAUGUCUGUAGGCACUCAGGUUUUGGAGUCUACUGUUGAUAGCUGAGCCGUGACAAUGAAGUGGGCCUUUGUUGUGUGUGCCAUGGUGGCACUGUCUGAGUGCCUCAUCCAGGUCCCUCUGGAGAAGGGGAAGAGUGCCAGAGAACUCCUGGAGGAGCAGGGGCUAUGGGAGGAGUACAGGCACAAGUACCCAUACAACCCCAUGGCUAAGUUUGACCAGCGCUUUGUCGUGGCCAAUGAACCCAUGACCAACGAUGCUGAUCUGUCUUACUAUGGAGUCAUCUCUAUUGGAACUCCUCCUCAGUCGUUCAGGGUCAUUUUUGACACUGGCUCUUCCAACCUGUGGGUGCCCUCCAUCUACUGCAGCAGCACAGCGUGCAUGAACCAUGACAGGUAUAACCCUGGCAAGAGCAGCACCUACAAAUACAAUGGUAGUCCUCUCGAUAUCCGCUACGGCACUGGCAGCAUGACUGGCUUUCUUGCUUAUGACACUGUGACGGUGGGUGGGCUCCCUGUGACAAACCAGAUCUUUGGCUGUAGCACAACUGAGGCUGCCUUCAUGCAGUACAUGCGUGCUGAUGGUAUCCUGGGCCUGGCCUACCCACGGCUGUCUGCCUCUGGGGCUACACCCGUCUUUGACAACAUGAUGAAAGAAGGCCUGAUUAACCAGGACCUCUUCUCUGCUUUCCUCCAUAGUAACUCUCAGCAAGGCAGUGUGGUGACCUUUGGUGGCAUCAACCCCAACCACUACUAUGGUCCUAUUACCUGGAUUCCCCUUUCCAAUGAGCUGUACUGGCAGAUCACAGUGGACAGUGUCACUGUCAAUGGUCAGGUUGUGGCUUGCAAUGGAGGUUGCCAGGCUAUUGUGGACACUGGCACUUCUCUAAUUGUUGGACCUCAGAGCAGCAUCAGCAACAUCAACAGCCGGCUGGGAGCUAGUUCCCAGAACGGAGACUAUGUUGUCAACUGUAACAACAUUGGCCAAAUGCCCAAUUUGGUUUUCCAUAUUCAUGGACAGCAAUUCACCCUCCCAGCCUCUGCCUACGUUAGUCAGUCUCAGUACUACGGCUGCCGUACUGGCUUUGGAAACGUUUGCCGUACUGGCUUCGGAAACGGAGGUGACAGUCUGUGGAUCCUGGGUGAUGUCUUCAUCAGACAGUACUAUUCCAUUUUCAACAGAGCCCAGAAUAUGGUGGGUCUGGCCAAGGCUAGAUAAGCAACCUGAAGUCACUCUGUGUGAGAGCCUCACAACAAUCAUAUAAAAACUCCAGUAGUAUGAUUUUCCAGCUUGUAUAGUUUUCAGUUUUUCUGUGUUCUUGUAGUGA